This is a messenger RNA of Bicyclus anynana (squinting bush brown), 3307 nucleotides long. Its product is annotated as lachesin-like. NCBI's taxonomy places the organism in Eukaryota, Metazoa, Arthropoda, Insecta, Lepidoptera, Nymphalidae. The record is from RefSeq and is a predicted model, not a curated record. Bases 283 to 1626 code for a protein of 447 amino acids. The transcript is spliced from 9 exons. Gene Ontology annotation, cellular component: neuron projection.
GCCGGUCGUGGCCGCAAUGUGGGCCCGCGGACAGUGCUGUCGCGACACCGCUGCCACACCGUCGCCACUCGGUGCACAUUCGACGCGCUCGAACUAUAAAACUGCGACCGUCUACUGACAACCAAAACUUUUUAAAGUUGUAGCAAUAGUUGUUAAGCAUUGUAGUACAGCAUCUUUAUAUAUUAUGUUGCAAAUUUGAUAUAAAUUAAAUAUAAAAUAAUUAUUAUAAUUAGUGUUUAAUUUGAAGUAAUUGACUGAAAGAGUUAGAGUCGGUGAUGUGCGAUGGCUAAGCGUCAGGCGCUAAGCUGGGGAGUACCGGCGUGCGCGCGCCUCUUGUGGGCGCUGUGCGCGUGUGCGUGCGCACUGGUGGUCGCCGUGGUCGCCGACGCGCACGCUGACGUUGACACCUCCACCGGCAAUGGAGAUAACACUCUCACUAAUACAGUGAUAGAAGAGCCAGAGUUCACGGAUGUGAUACAAAACGUCACGGUGCCGGCGGGACGCAGCGUUCGACUGGCGUGCUCUGUAAAAAAUCUUGGUUCUUUUAAGGUAGCAUGGAUGCAUUUUGAACAAUCGGCCAUUUUGACUGUUCACAAUCACGUGAUAACACGCAAUCCGCGAGUCAGUGUGACCCAUGACAAGCAUCGAACCUGGUUCCUGCACAUAUCUGACGUGCGCGAGGAGGACCGGGGCCGCUACAUGUGUCAGAUCAACACGGUCACCGCUAAGACCCAAUUUGGAUACCUCCAUGUUGUUGUGCCGCCAUCAAUCGACGACUCGUUGAGUUCGAGCGACGUUAUCGUGCGGGAGGGCGCCAACGUCACUCUAACGUGUCGCGCUAAUGGCUCUCCUAAGCCGACCAUCAAGUGGAAACGGGAUGACAAUUCAAAAAUCUCCAUCACUAAAGGACAUUCAGUAUCGGAAUGGGAAGGUGAAGUAUUGGACAUGGCACGAAUUUCACGUCUGGACAUGGGAGCUUAUUUAUGUAUAGCCAGUAAUGGAGUGCCGCCAACAGUGUCUAAGAGAGUCAAAGUUAGCGUAGACUUUCCUCCAAUGCUCUGGAUACCCCAUCAGCUGGUCGGAGCACCUCUCUACUACAAUGUUACAUUGGAAUGCUUCACAGAAGCUUAUCCCACGUCCUUGAACUAUUGGACUCGUGAAGACGGUCACAUGAUUCACGAGAGUGCCAAAUACCACAUGGAGAACACUGUGGGGAUGCCACAGUACAAAACACAUAUGAAGCUGCUCAUCAGGCAUAUUAUUACUGAAGACUAUGGGAUGUAUAAGUGUGUGGCGAAGAAUCCAAGGGGCGAAUCCGAUGGGACUAUUCGAUUAUACACUUCUUCACCGCCAACAACGACUCCAGACCCAAGGUCACUGACUACUCCAUCACCAUCAAGGCCACCACGUCGAGACACGCCACUUGUGGAUAAAGGAACGAAGUAUCAAUCGAACUUGAACGAGAUCGAUAAGGGGAAGCAAAAGUCUGACGAGGGUGGCGGGAAGACGCAUCUCAACUGGGUGGGCGGCGCAUCGCACGUUACAGAUAACGCCGCAUGGAGAAGUGUCCAUCCAAAGAUUUUAGUUCUAAUCUACGCACUUAUGAAAUUAUUAGAAUUGUUUUAAAUGCACCUAAAUUGUGAAGGUAUAGACGUAAAAUCACUGUCCAUAUUAAUGUUUACGAACACCUUUAUUCCGUUGAUCUGCAUCGAGCACUUCGAGGUAAUAAGCAGUGAUGUGCACAAAGUUUCAAAGUAGGGUAGGCGCUAUACUUACAAAAUGGACAAACAUGGAGGAAUUCCUUUUUCUCUAUUGGUUCGUUAUAAGUGCUAAGGGAAUGCAGUGAAUUUUCGCAUCUACGAAGUGCACAUCACUGGUAAUAAACCUAACGAACAAUGAUUUUUGAAACAACCUACACUUUUACAAAUAUACCUAAAUUUAUAUGCACUUAAAACUAUACUAUGUAGAGAUCUAUUGUAGUAAAUAUUCUUAUUUUGCACACAAUUUGCUAACUACGCAGUUAAAUUAUAUCAGGGAGUAUAUUUUAGAAUACUAAUACUAUGUCAUUUAGGCACUAGCUCUAUAAAGAGCUUAAAAUCAGGAGACUUAAUCAGUAAAUCGGAAAAGGUGAAUUAGUGGAUAAAUUACAGUAUUUAAUUUCGGAAUUCUCCUCGGAAACAGGUAACGUAGUUUUAACGAAUUAGAGAAAUGUUUAAGUCUCUGAACGAGAGUAACUUGAGUUAUAAGCAGACGAUAUUUAUAUAUAUUGUGUAUAAAUGUUGUUGUUAAUUAAUUAUAUACAUGUAAGUAUAUACUACGAGUAUAAAUUAUUAUGUGAAGAGUUCCUUUAAAACCAUUCACGAUAUAGCAGAUUAGUAAAAUCUUUUCUGUCGUUUCAUUUUCCUUGUAUAACGAGUAUUAAAAGUAAGGUGUACGUAUUUCACAUCAAAUAUUAUAUUAAUAGCACUUUGCACUUUACGAGAAAUCAUGACGAUCUGCUAAAUCGUGGAAACUUAUUUAAAAUUGAUGCACGUGUAAUGAUAUAAUUAAAGUGCACUAUUAUCAAAAUAGUUAUUUUAUUUUAUAGACUAAGACUGAAUAUUGUAUUUAUUAUUUAAAUAUUUGGCUUAUUUAGUCCCUAUGUUAAAAAUAUUAUAGUAACUUUAUUUUACAAUUAAGAAAAUAAUAAAUAACGAGCUAAAGUUUACCGCAAACGUUGGACACAGAAUCAACACAAGGUACAUUGGUAAAAGCACAAUUCUUAAGUUUGUGGAAAAUGUGACAUUUCAUCUAAAAUGUAAUUUAUUUUGCAACUUUUAAGUAAAGUAAAACUAAACAGACCUGUGUAAGAGCGAACAUGGAAAAUAGGAUAUUUUGCCAACAAAAUGCCAAAGUCUGGAAUUAAAUUGCAACUUUACUAACUCCGAAGUCUAGUCAGUAAGUUUGUGACUUAGAGCACAAUGUUUAGUUUUAUUUUUAAGACACAAAAUUUUCCAUUCAUCUUUUUCUUUAAUUUCAUUUUAUUUCUAAAUUCCAAUUUCUUCAGUCAAUUAAUGUUUAUAUAAGGUACGAGUAUGUAAAUGUUAAAGUUAAUAUGUUGCCAAAAUGCUAAUUUGUAAGGAGAUGCUACAUAGAUUAAAUGAUAUUGUUGUAAAUAUAAUUAAGUUAAAGCAAUGGAGUGUUUUUAAUGACAGAGUGUAUCGAUUGUUCACAGUAUUGUGCAUUGUACGAGAUAUAAACAUGCGUGUCUACACGUGAUAAGACUAUUAACGAGUAGAUAAUAAAGAAUAAAGCUUGUUUUAAAUGU